Messenger RNA from Raphanus sativus (radish), 5224 nucleotides. Its product is annotated as ABC transporter C family member 5. The transcript is spliced from 10 exons. The record is from RefSeq and is a predicted model, not a curated record. Gene Ontology annotation, cellular component: plant-type vacuole; vacuolar membrane. Gene Ontology annotation, molecular function: ATP binding; ABC-type transporter activity; ATP hydrolysis activity. Bases 395 to 4954 code for a protein of 1519 amino acids. Gene Ontology annotation, biological process: transmembrane transport. NCBI's taxonomy places the organism in Eukaryota, Viridiplantae, Streptophyta, Magnoliopsida, Brassicales, Brassicaceae.
CAAGUAACUAAUAAACACCCCUUAAAACAAAAAGCUUUUUAAGUAAAGAUUAACACACAAAGUAUAGUAAUACAGAGGAGGCAAGAAAAAGGAGACGCCUUUAUUAAUAAUCAAUCUCCAAUCUUAGUUUCAUCAGAAACGAAUCGACCCCCGUAAGGGAUCUAAGAGAGAAAAGAGAAGAAAAGAUCAUCUCUUUUUCAGUUUUAAUCUAUAUAAGCGAAAAGAGACAUCUUCUCUGCUUCUUCCUCUCGAGUGACCUCUGCUCUCAGCUGAUUGGUUCCUCUCUCUCUGAUCUACCAAAGCUGCUUUGGUUUCUUUGGGAUGCUCGUCGUUAUAGCUCGUAGAAUCCGCCGGCUGAUCUCAAACAAAAACAAAACUCUCUCUUUCGAUUCAUAUGGAUUUCAACGAGAUCUUGUCACUCUUCAUAUCUCAUCUCCCGCUAUUAGAGCUCUGUUCGGUCUCCAUCAACCUAACUCUCGUCGCAGUGUUUCUAUUCACCCUCUCCGCGACUCAGAUUCUCGUCUGCGUCCGGAGAGGGAGAGAUAGACUCUCCAAGGAAGACAACACUGUUAUUAACAUUAGCUCGGAGAGAAGAGAGGCUGCUGACGAUGUUAGUUUCGGGGCCGUGUUUAAACUAACUCUGCUCUGUUGCGUCUAUGUUUUAGGCGUCCAAGUUUUGGUGUCAGUGUUCGAUGGGAUUAGUGUUAUAAGAGAAGGCAGCGACUGGUUUGUUCUCUGCUUCCCGGUUUCUCAGGGUUUAGCUUGGUUUGUGAUCACCUUCUUAGCUCUCCAUUUGAGAUACAAACCCUCUGAGAAGUUACCUUUAUUGCUGAGGGUAUGGUGGUUCUUGUCUUUCUCCGUCUGUCUCUGUACUCUCUACGUGGACGGGAGAAAGCUAGCGGUUGAAGGUUGGAGAUACGGAUGCUCUUCUCACGUUGUGGCGAAUCUAGCCGUUACGCCUGCUCUCGGUUUCCUCUGCUUCGCGGCGCUGAGAGGCGUUUCCGGUAUCGAGAUUCGCCGUACCGAUGCUGAUCUCCAAGAGCCUCUGCUUGCAGAAGAGGAAGCGGCUUGUCUUAAAGUCACUCCGUAUAGCAGCGCUGGACUUGUUAGCUUAGUAACUCUCUCUUGGUUGGAUCCGCUUCUCUCAGCCGGGUCUAAAAGACCGUUGGAGCUUAAAGACAUCCCUCUUCUCGCCCCUAGAGACAGAGCCAAGUCGAGCUACAAGGUCUUAAAGUCGAACUGGAAGAGGUCGAAGUCGGAGAGGAGUCCAAGACCUCCUUCUCUAGCACGCGCCAUUCUGAAGUCUUUCUGGAAAGAAGCGGCUUGCAAUGCGGUCUUCGCUGGUCUCAACACUCUCUUGUCUUACGUCGGGCCUUACAUGAUCAGUUACUUCGUCGAUUACCUCGGAGGGAAAGAGAUCUUCCCUCACGAAGGAUACGUCCUCGCGGGGAUAUUCUUCGCGUCCAAGCUCGCGGAGACCGUCACCACGCGUCAGUGGUACAUGGGGGUCGAUAUCUUGGGGAUGCACGUGAGAUCAGCUCUAACAGCGAUGGUGUACAGAAAAGGUCUCAAGCUCUCGAGUAUAGCUAAGCAGAACCAUACCAGCGGAGAGAUCGUUAAUUACAUGGCGGUUGACGUCCAGCGCAUAGGAGACUACUCGUGGUAUCUUCACGAUAUCUGGAUGCUUCCAAUGCAGAUCGUCCUCGCUCUCGCUAUCCUGUACAAAAGCGUGGGGAUCGCGUCUGUGGCCACGUUAGUCGCGACGAUCAUCUCGAUUCUCGUCACGAUUCCUUUGGCUAAGGUUCAGGAAGAGUAUCAAGACAAGCUGAUGGCUGCGAAAGACGAGAGGAUGAGGAAGACGUCGGAGUGUCUGAGGAACAUGAGAGUUCUGAAGCUGCAGGCGUGGGAGGAUCGGUACAGAGUGAGGUUAGAAGAGAUGAGGGAAGAGGAGUACGGUUGGCUACGGAGAGCACUGUACUCGCAGGCCUUCGUUACCUUCAUCUUCUGGAGCUCACCGAUCUUCGUAUCAGCAGUUACGUUCGCUACUUCGAUAUUCCUAGGCACUCAGCUGACAGCUGGAGGCGUUCUCUCAGCUCUGGCCACGUUCAGGAUCCUCCAGGAGCCGCUCAGGAACUUCCCCGAUCUGGUUUCGAUGAUGGCUCAGACGAAAGUCUCUCUCGAUAGGAUCUCAGGGUUCUUGCAGGAGGAAGAGCUUCAAGAAGAUGCGACUAUCGUUAUCCCACGUGGGAGUUCGGAUGUAGCCAUAGAGAUUAAAGACGGUGUUUUUUGCUGGGAUCCGUUUUCUUCGAGGCCGACUUUGUCUGGGAUUCAGAUGAGAGUAGAGAAAGGUAUGCGCGUGGCUGUCUGCGGCACGGUUGGUUCUGGUAAAUCGAGUUUCAUCUCUUGCAUCCUCGGAGAAAUACCCAAAAUCUCCGGUGAAGUUAGAAUAUGUGGUACUACUGGGUAUGUGUCACAGUCGGCUUGGAUUCAGUCUGGUAACAUUGAAGAAAACAUUCUAUUUGGCAGUCCAAUGGAGAAAGCAAAGUACAAGAACGUGAUUCAAGCGUGUUCCCUGAAGAAAGAUUUAGAGCUUUUCUCGCAUGGUGACCAGACUAUUAUAGGAGAGAGAGGCAUAAAUCUCAGCGGCGGCCAGAAGCAGCGUGUUCAGCUUGCGAGGGCGUUGUAUCAAGAUGCUGACAUUUAUUUACUAGACGAUCCUUUCAGUGCUCUUGAUGCACACACCAGCUCUGAUUUGUUUAGGGAUUAUAUUCUAACUGCAUUGGCUGAGAAAACAGUGGUGUUUGUGACCCAUCAAGUUGAGUUUCUUCCUGCAGCUGAUCUAAUAUUGGUUAUGAAGGAAGGCAGGGUUAUUCAAUCGGGUAAAUACGAUGAUCUUCUACAAGCAGGAACCGACUUCAAGGCCUUAGUGUCUGCACACCACGAAGCAAUCGAGGCAAUGGACAUCCCAAGUCCAUCCUCAGAAGACUCUGACGAAAACCCAAUCCUAGACAGCUUGGUCAUGCAUCAUAACUCAAAGUCAGAUAUCUACGAAAACGACAUCGAGACUCUGGCAAAGGAAGUCCAAGACGGAGGAGGAUCUGCUUCGGAUCAAAAGGCGAUCAAAGACAAGAAGAAGAAAGCAAAGAACCGUUCCCGGAAAAAGCAGCUCGUCCAAGAAGAAGAGAGAGUGAAAGGCAAAAUCAGCAUGAAAGUGUACUUGUCGUACAUGGGUGCAGCUUACAAAGGGCUUCUCAUUCCUCUGAUCAUACUCGCGCAAGCCUCUUUCCAGUUUCUACAGAUCGCUAGUAACUGGUGGAUGGCUUGGGCGAAUCCUCAGACCGAAGGGGACCAGUCUAAAGUAGAUCCCACGGUUCUUCUCGUCGUCUAUACAGCCUUGGCUUUUGGAAGCGCCUUGUUCAUAUUCGUACGAGCUGCUCUCGUUGCAACUUUCGGUCUAGCUGCUGCUCAGAAGCUCUUCUUGAACAUGCUUAGAAGCGUGUUCCGAGCGCCGAUGUCGUUCUUUGAUUCCACUCCAGCAGGAAGGAUCUUGAAUCGAGUUUCGAUUGAUCAAAGCGUUGUGGACCUUGACAUACCAUUUAGACUCGGAGGGUUCGCUUCGACAACGAUACAGCUAUUCGGAAUCGUCGGAGUCAUGACCAACGUCACAUGGCAAGUCUUCCUUCUCGUUGUUCCAGUGGCGGUUGCUUGCUUCUGGAUGCAGAAGUAUUACAUGGCUUCUUCGAGGGAGCUGGUCCGCAUAGUCAGCAUCCAGAAGUCUCCUAUAAUCCAUCUCUUCGGGGAAUCGAUAGCAGGUGCAGCCACGAUAAGAGGGUUUGGCCAGGAGAAAAGAUUCAUCAAGAGGAACCUUUACCUUCUAGAUUGUUUCGCUCGGCCUUUCUUUUGUAGUAUAGCUGCGAUAGAGUGGCUUUGUCUGCGCAUGGAGUUGCUUUCCACGCUUGUGUUUGCUUUUUGUAUGGUUUUGCUCGUUAGUUUCCCUCAUGGAACCAUUGAUCCAAGUAUGGCAGGGCUUGCUGUGACAUAUGGGCUUAACUUGAACGGGCGUCUAUCACGGUGGAUACUUAGCUUCUGUAAGCUUGAAAACAAAAUCAUCUCGAUCGAAAGGAUUUAUCAGUACAGUCAGCUUUUAGGGGAAUCCCCAGCGGUUAUAGAAGAUUCCCGACCACCUUCUAACUGGCCUGAAAGAGGAACUAUUGAGCUGCUUGAUGUUAAGGUUCGUUAUGCUGAGAAUCUUCCAACGGUACUCCACGGGAUAAGCUGUGUGUUCCCUGGUGGAAAGAAGAUUGGUAUUGUUGGAAGAACGGGAAGCGGGAAAUCGACUUUGAUUCAAGCUUUGUUUCGGCUGAUCGAGCCAACUGCUGGAAAGAUCACUAUAGACAACAUUGAUAUCUCUCAGAUUGGUCUUCAUGAUCUCCGUAGUCGCCUUGGCAUCAUACCUCAGGAUCCUACAUUGUUUGAAGGAACGAUCCGUGCAAAUCUUGACCCUCUUGAAGAGCAUUCAGAUGAUAAAAUCUGGGAGGCACUUGAUAAGUCCCAGCUUGGUGACGUUGUUAGAGGAAAAGACUUAAAACUCGACUCUCCAGUGCUGGAGAAUGGAGAUAACUGGAGUGUUGGGCAGAGACAGCUAGUGUCGCUUGGGAGAGCAUUACUUAAACAAGCGAGAAUACUUGUUCUUGAUGAAGCAACAGCAUCAGUCGACACAGCAACAGACAAUUUGAUCCAGAAGAUUAUCAGAACUGAGUUUCAAGACUGCACUGUCUGCACCAUUGCUCACCGAAUCCCAACUGUUAUCGACAGUGACCUUGUUUUGGUUCUCAGCGACGGUAGAGUAGCAGAGUUUGAUACUCCUGCACGGCUCUUAGAAGACAAAUCAUCCAUGUUCUUAAAACUUGUGAGCGAAUACUCCUCAAGAUCUAGUGGGAUGCCUGACUUGUGAGCAUUCAUGUUAAAAAAUUGAGGUUAGGGGUUUUUGUUUCUGAAGAGAAACAUAAAAACUGAAAAAUGUGACAAAGCUUAAAGUCUCUAAGCAAAGAGAGUUCCACUGGGUAGAAGAAAGAAAAAAGAAUGACAUGAUGCAGUCUUCAUGCUCAUAUUAUACUUUUAAAGCCACUCUUUUGAACAUUGAAAGAGACCUUUUUGUAAGGAACAUAGCUUCUGUGGUGAUCUUUUUAAAUGUUAUUUGAUAAUCUGCAAAAACAGUUCUUUU